GUCCAAAAAUGUAUCAAUUACGUUGUGUAAAACUGCAUUAAUUAACACAUCCUUCCCACAAUUAAAAAAAAAAAAAGUAAUUCUACUCCAGUUUGGGCUUCGACUCAAAUUAGCAACACUUAAUAAUAGCUUUACCUUUUCACAACCUUGACUCUUUCAACGAACAUUCUCGCCAUAAGCUCCUAACUAUCUCUCAUCCAGUGGAUCACAAACGCCAAAGAAAAACAGAGACAGAGCGAGAAACAAGACAGGAACAAAGAAAAUUAGAAACAAAAAAAAAAAAAACACAAGGUUCUUGAAAACAAGAGUAAAUGGCCAUGGCCUGGCUAAUAUGGCCGUUCCUACUAUUCCUAACAGCACUUCCCGCAAAUUCAAUAACUGAAUCAGAAUCAUUGUUGAAGUUCAAGCAGUCAUUAAACUACGCCACGCCUCUCGAUUCUUGGACACCAGAUUCAGACCCUUGUGGAGGAGUGCAACUAUGGGUCGGAAUACUCUGCAACAAAAACUCAGUCUUUGGCUUACGGCUCGAACAGAUGGGUCUCUCAGGAACCAUCGACGUUGCCUCCUUAAUGGACUUACCAGCGUUACGCACCUUAAGCAUAAUGAACAACUCCUUCUCCGGUGAUAUACCCGAAUUUAACCGGUUAACCGGUCUGAAAUCUAUUUAUUUAUCGGGUAACCGGUUCUCUGGUAGCAUCCCUUCCAACUAUUUCUCAACAAUGGUUUCUCUGAAGAAAGUUUGGCUCUCAAACAACGAGUUCUCUGGUCUCAUUCCUCUCUCGUUGGCCACUAAGUUGCCUAAUCUAAUAACGUUACACCUCGAAAACAAUCAGUUCAUUGGGAAUAUACCGAACUUCACCCAACCGAGUUUAGUUGAUGUUGAUCUCUCAAACAACAGACUAAACGGAGGAAUACCAUCCGGUUUGUCGAAAUUCGACGUGUGGAUUUUCGCGGGGAAUCCUGGCCUUUGCGGUGAGCAGCUAGCAACUACAUGCACGCAGCCGAAAGAUGCGACUGCAUCGAUUUUAAUAGACGGGACAAUGAAAGAUGCCUAUAAGACCAAAUACUAUAUAGCAUUUGGUACACUAGGGUUCCUUUUAGUGGUUACCAUCAUCUCCUUGUUCUUCAAGAAGAAGAAAAAGAGGAGAAAGAGGAGGAAGAGGACGCGUCGUGCCUCUGAACAAGAAAGCAACGACGACCAACAAAUCCAGGUAAUAGUUGACGGAUCAAGAACUGGUGGCUCGAGGCAGAGUAAGAGCAGUCGCUCCGGCGAGCUGAGUGAUAGAUCAACAGGUUUGACGGGGACGGCGGAUUUGGUGAUGGUGAACAAAGAAAAGGGUGUUUUCCGUUUAUCAGACUUGAUGAAAGCAGAGGCUCACGUUCUCGGAGACUCUGGUGGCGGUGGCAGCCGGCCUAGCAGCAGCGGAAGCGUGGGAUCUGCGUACAAGGCAGUGAUCGAGAGCGGUGUCACGGUGGUGGUGAAGCGUGUGACGGUGAUGAAUCAAGUGAGUUUAGACGUGUUCGACAAGGAGAUUAAAAACUUAGGAAGCUUGCGACACAAGAAUGCAUUAACACCUCUUGCUUACCAUUUCCGACAAGACGAGAAACUGCUUGUGUCUGAAUACGUCCCCAACUUGAGUCUUCUUCACCGGCUACACGGCGAUCCCGGGGAGGCUUCUCGGUUAGAUUGGCCUUCACGGUUUAAAAUCAUCCUAGGAAUCGCGAGAGGGAUGUGUUACCUCCACAAGGAGUUAGGGUUUCUAAGCUUACCUCACGGAAACCUAAAGUCGAGUAAUAUAUUCCUAGCCGACGACGGCGAGCCACUCAUCUCCGAGUUCGGACUACAGAGACUGAUUAACCUCGACGAUCAAGUUCAAUCUCUAGUAGCGUAUAGCUCUCCCGAUGAAACCGUCUCUUCGAAGUCUGAUGUGUUUAGUUUCGGGGUCGUGGUGUUAGAGAUCUUGACGGGGAAGUUUCCGUCGCAAUACGCCGGAUUGAAUAGAGCUGGCGGGACGAAUGUGGUGGAGUGGAUUGGCUCAGCCGUGGAAAAAGGUGAGUGGAUGGAUCUGCUUCAUCAUACGGUCGUAGCCGCCGCUGCUGAUGAUGAAACGUCGUCGGAGGAGAUAGAGAAUGUUUUACGGAUUGGUGUGAGGUGCACUGGAGAUGAUCCAGAUCGGCGGCCUAGUAUGGGUGAAGUUGUUGACGAACUAACGAUGGAAGAUUCUAGCGACGACUUCAUCACCAUAGAAACUUAGCUUCACUUUUACUUUUGAGAUCCGAUGAGUUCCAACCGUUAGAUUCGUGCAUAUUCACCAUUUUUGUAUUAAUUAUGAUUUUUCCCCCUUUUUUUUUUUUUUUUUUUUUGGGACAACUCCCUUUUUAAAUUUGUAUAUGAUUCAAAAAUUAGUCGAGGUGAAUACAAAGGUUUCUUUUAACGUUUUGGGCAUUUAUUGUUUUCGCAGUUUUAUUACCACUUGCAAACUUUGGUCUUAGAGAUGUGGAAGAUGUCAACAUGUUAACCAUGUUGAUGUAAAUCGAAUCAAGGUUGGGCAUAGCCUACUUUAAAGACCACACUAAAGCAACAACUAUUUGAGGAAAUGUUUACCCUAAAAAAAAAAUUAUUUGAGGAAAUCACAAAUAAGCUGCCUUUGCUUUGGAGCAGUCAAAAAGACGGUUUGUAUGCUAGUCCUAAUGGUGUGAUACUGCUUUGGCAAGAUGCAAGAGCAUAUGUAAGGUCAAUGGCUAAGAAAGGAACCCGCAAGAGAAGCCCUAAGAGUUGUGUUUAUUACAUAUUGAUGCUUAUAAGGUAAGAGAGCGAGUUAAAGAAUCAUAUUUUAUAUGAUUGAUAGAAAGCUAAAGAGAUAAUAGUAUUGAGAGUAUAAGCUUUGUAAACAGCAUGGGAUGCCCGCUCUGGUAUGUGCGGGCUGGGAGGUCUCUUCUCUGGCUCUCCCACCCUGACUCGUCUCCCCUGGAUCUCCGCCACUCGGAGCCUUGUAUCAUUUGCGUUGAUGGCUGAGGCCCUUGCAAUUCGUCUGGCAGUUAUGACUGCGGCUUUCUCGAACAUUAAAACCCUUGCGAUCAUGUCUGAUUCUCUUACUCUCAUCAAGAUGCUGAAACAGAAGGAAUCAAGGCCGGCUCUGUAUAGGAUUUUGUUCGAUAUCUAUCAUUUUAGCACCUACUUUAAUGUAAUCUCCUUUCAUUUUAUUCCUCGCUUGCAAAACUCUGAAGCUGAUUCAGUUGCUAAGUUGGCUCUUGCCAGCUCUGUUGUAUCAGUCUCCUCUAAUGGAGCGUAAAACCUUUAAUAAUGAAUGAAGUACUCUUUGACCAAAAAAAAAAAGCUUUGUGAACAGCUAGUACUCACAAGGUAGAAGUUAAGUAUACAAUGAAUGCUAGUGAAAGGCAUUAGCGUAGAAUAUAUGUAAUUUCUUCUUGAAAACUCUGUUAUGAAUCUAGUUGAUUCCGGGUUGCCGACUCGAUCAAAUGUAGCUUCCUUAUUAACAUAUGAGUGAACUGGAUAAGUUUUUGUGCUCCUUUUUCUUGUUUCUCAUAUCUUCUUGCAAAGCUUCCAUUUUUCAGUCUUCUUUACUCUGUUCUUGACUCUUGAGUAAGCCGUUUUGUCAAACCUUCAUCAUCUCUUGUUAUUGUUUCUUCUCUUGAGGGA
Messenger RNA from Brassica napus (rape), 3661 nucleotides. RefSeq names its product pollen receptor-like kinase 3. The coding region runs from base 312 to 2255 and encodes 647 amino acids. The record is from RefSeq and is a predicted model, not a curated record. Gene Ontology annotation, molecular function: protein kinase activity; protein binding; ATP binding. Gene Ontology annotation, biological process: protein phosphorylation. NCBI's taxonomy places the organism in Eukaryota, Viridiplantae, Streptophyta, Magnoliopsida, Brassicales, Brassicaceae. The transcript has 2 exons.